Messenger RNA from Thalassophryne amazonica, 1024 nucleotides. RefSeq names its product DIRAS family, GTP-binding RAS-like 1b (gene diras1b). Gene Ontology annotation, biological process: signal transduction. The coding region runs from base 201 to 797 and encodes 198 amino acids. The record is from RefSeq and is a predicted model, not a curated record. NCBI's taxonomy places the organism in Eukaryota, Metazoa, Chordata, Actinopteri, Batrachoidiformes, Batrachoididae. Gene Ontology annotation, cellular component: plasma membrane. The transcript has 3 exons. Gene Ontology annotation, molecular function: GTP binding; GTPase activity; GDP binding.
CACGUCCUGAGAGAGAGAGAGAGAGAGAGACGGCGGUGGUGUUGGAAAUCGGACGACAUGAGCUCGACGUGAACCGCGUAAAAAUGAUUUAAGACGCUUUCGGCGUUUGUUUUUUUCAUCCAUCGGAACCAAGGACGAGCCUGAGGCGGAGCUAUACUUCACGAUCAGGUGUAACACUGUCUGAUUCCUGAGGGGGCAGAAUGCCGGAACAGAGCAACGACUAUCGUGUGGUGGUGUUUGGGGCAGGAGGUGUAGGCAAGAGCUCCUUAGUGCUGCGGUUUGUCAAAGGCACCUUCAGAGAUACCUACAUCCCCACCGUGGAGGACACCUACCGCCAGGUGAUCAGCUGUGACAAGAGCGUGUGCACCCUGCAGAUUACAGACACCACGGGGAGCCACCAGUUCCCAGCCAUGCAGCGCCUGUCCAUCUCCAAAGGCCACGCCUUCAUCCUGGUGUACUCCAUCACCAGUAAACAGUCCCUGGAGGAGCUCAAGCCAAUUUACCAACAGGUCCUGGCCAUAAAGGGCAAUGUUGAGGCCAUUCCCAUCAUGCUUGUGGGCAACAAGAGUGAUGAGACGCAGCGGGAGGUGGAAACCAAGGACGGGGAGGCGCAGGCCAACCAGUGGAAGUGUGCCUUCAUGGAGACAUCAGCCAAGACCAAUCACAAUGUAACUGAGCUCUUCCAGGAGCUCCUCAACCUGGACAAGAAGAGGAACAUGAGCCUCAACAUCGACGGCAAGCGAUCAGGGAAGCAGUCCCGCGCCGAGAGACUGAAGGGCAAAUGCAGCGUCAUGUAAAAGGAGAAUCCAGGUGAGGAGGAAGGGAAGAUGGAGAGGAGGGGGUUAGGAAAGCUGAACGACGAGAGAAGAGUGAGUUCUGCACUCAUCAGUCAGACCACAAACACAAGCUCAUCAUCUACAUCCUCCUCCGUCCAGCUGGUGCAUUUACACACACGACUCAGCGGUUACUUUGGGAACAUAACUUGCGUUCACUUUGGAGCAGAUGUCCACAUGCAUUCUGCAAA